Messenger RNA from Lactuca saligna, 342 nucleotides. NCBI's taxonomy places the organism in Eukaryota, Viridiplantae, Streptophyta, Magnoliopsida, Asterales, Asteraceae. The record is from the annotation of a GenBank genome assembly.
AUGGAUCCUCUCGCGAGUUUUUUCUCAUCAAAUUCUCUAUACAAGCCUUUUGGUACUUUCCUGUUUUGCACAGACUCAGGUGGGCACACCGCUUUUGAAGAUGAGAUCCUAAUCCUUGAAGUGUUAGACGCCAUGGCGUCAUCCAAUCCUAGAAGCUUUCAAUUGCUUGAUUAUAGGAACGAAUUGGGUUCGAUCAGAAGGAAGAUAUUGUAUCGUGGGGAUUCUAUAUUUGGUGAAUGGUACUCGAAUCCAUUGAUGGCUGGGGUCGUGACGCAAUUUCAGGACAUCAACGUCUUGGAUGAUAUCUCGCAUGGUCUGAUUGCCAGAAGUGAAAAUAUAUGA